AUGCCGCCCCCCUAUAACUAUCACUCGACACGUACUCACCCUUCCUCCUUGGUCCCUGCCUCUGAACAUCACUCAGAUCUUCUGUGGCUUAUGAAUCAGCGGGUCAACGCAGACAUGGUGGAUCACAUCGUGGCAAAAGUCUGUGAUGUUGUCCCUCACUGUUGCGACAAUUGUCAUCCACCCACCUUGUAUAAGCGAACGGACUCCCCCAGCACGCUCCCCAGCCCACCUGUGACUCCAACCAAGCCCGCAUUCCAGAACGAUUCUCUUCGGCGUGCUCCAACGCCUCUGCCUGCAUUGGGAGACUUUUUGGGAAAUAUCAUAUCCUCUUCUAAGAUCCAGGCACCCACGCUGUUGUGCACUCUUGUAUACCUCGAGCGUAUUCGCCCCAAGCUUCCACCAAUUGACAAGAGUUCACCUCAUUCCAGAAGUCCUGAUGUCCAACAUAGGGUACUAAUGGCUACAAUAAUCUGCGCGGCUAAGUACCUCAAUGAUUCGUCCCCCAAGAACAAGCACUGGGCUUUGUACAGCUACGGCUUGCUCACGUGCCAGGACAUCAAUGCGAUGGAACAACAGCUUUUGGCACUCCUUGACUGGGACCUUCGCCUGACAGAGGAAGAAUGUAUCAGUGCAUUCUCUGUGUUCUUUGGAAAGUGUGGGCCGUGCGCCACCAACCAUCCUACGACCCCUCCUAAAGACAUUGCAACUCGCGCGGGUCCCUCACACACGGCAUUUGAAGCCAGUUCAAGUUUUCAUCUUUCUGUCCCCUCGAACCGACGAGCUAGCCGUCCGGCCAAGAUUGAAAUUGCAGCAGGUCCAGCUCAUUUGCAUCCCUCGUUCAGGCGCUCCGAUACGUCCAGCAUACCCCCCUCGCCACCUCCCAGUGCCACAACCGCAAAUUUCAAGAGGAUUCGAGAGGAGAUGGUGGCGAGCGAUCAAACCAGCCAGUCGAACGGAGAGGAAAAUGUGAACAAGGUUGAGUGUAUGCGCACACAAGGUACUAGGCGCACCACCGCAAUCCACGAGGGUGCUGUCAAUGACCAAUCUCACACCUCUAACUCUCAUCCCAACGUCCGCUUCGCUGCCAAUCUCAUUACUUUAAGCGGGGAUUGUACAAUCGGAAACAACCAAGAAUCUGUUUCUUCCUGGCCUACUCUCUCGCGAGCUAACGGAAUUCUUGAGCGUGUAUGGGGUAACAACCACCACGGGCGCAGCGGCUUCAGGUCUUCCCGUAGCGUUGGUGGGCUUUUCCGAGCUGCGACGUCGGAGAGUCUUGCUGAGCAGGCGACCACACGGGUUUGA
Messenger RNA from Rhizoctonia solani, 1302 nucleotides. RefSeq names its product Cyclin, N-terminal domain. Bases 1 to 1302 code for a protein of 433 amino acids. Gene Ontology annotation, biological process: regulation of cyclin-dependent protein serine/threonine kinase activity. Gene Ontology annotation, cellular component: cyclin-dependent protein kinase holoenzyme complex; nucleus. The record is from RefSeq and is a predicted model, not a curated record. The transcript is spliced from 6 exons. Lineage: Eukaryota; Fungi; Basidiomycota; Agaricomycetes; Cantharellales; Ceratobasidiaceae. Gene Ontology annotation, molecular function: cyclin-dependent protein serine/threonine kinase regulator activity; protein kinase binding.